Molecule: messenger RNA, 4055 nt
Organism: Chenopodium quinoa (quinoa)
Lineage: Eukaryota; Viridiplantae; Streptophyta; Magnoliopsida; Caryophyllales; Amaranthaceae
Product: DNA repair protein RAD5A-like
Exons: 20
Coding region: 389-3493 (1034 amino acids)
Molecular function (GO): hydrolase activity, acting on acid anhydrides, in phosphorus-containing anhydrides; zinc ion binding; nucleic acid binding
Source: RefSeq, a predicted model, not a curated record
AGAUUUUUAUCCCUUUCAGAUAAUUUAUGUGAACAUCGCUCUUUCAUAUCGAUGAUCAAACACUUAUUUUUUAUUUUUACUUGUACAUUUUAAAAAAAAAAAAAAAAUGAUUUUUACCUGUGCAUCUAUAAUGUUCAAGAGAUGGCGGGAAUUUACAUACUUUCACUGUCCAUUCAGUUCCUCAACCAAGCGCCAUUUCCCCAAUUUCCCUCCCUCUUCAAAACCCUAAAUCCCGCCAAUUUCUCCCAUUCUUCUUCAAUUUAUCUCAUCAAUUGAACUCAACAAAACCCUAACACACCAUAAAUCCUCUCAAUUUCCCACAUUUUCGCCUCAUUUCAUCGAUAUUCAUAGAAUUCAAUUUUAGGGUUUACAAUCGGAAAACUACAGUAUGAAUUGCAAGAUCAAAGAUGAAGUCAUAGAAACAAUUCGGUCAGUAGUAGGGCAAGAUUACGCUGAAAUGGACAUAAUCAGAGCUCUUCACAUGGCGAACAAUGAUGCAACCGGUGCAAUUAACAUUAUUUUCGAUACCCCCAAUUUUAUUUCACAAAGUCGGCAAAACCCUAGAAUUAAUUCGAGUCAGAGGGUGAAGAUUCCUAGCUCGAAUUUGAUCACGAUUGAGGAUAAAAAUGAGGAUUCUAAAUCAAAUGAGGAAGUGGUUUGUAAAGAAAUGGUGGUAAUUGAUGUGCAGGAGAGGGAAAAGGCGAUUUCUUGUUCGAGUUCGAAGCCGGUAGGCGAAGAGUGGUGUUUUGUUGGGUAUGGUGAGAUUUCCGGAAUGUCGACGAGUAAAGGGAGGGGGAUUAAGGUUGGAGAUGAAGUUGAUUUUGCGUUUCCUGUGAAGAACAAGCUGAAUUCGAGUUCGCCUUUACCAGGAAAGGUUUUUGGUAGAGGAAAACAGGCUGGGGCUUGUUCUGAGAUUGUUAGAUUUUCUACGAAGAGCGGCGGCGAGAUUGGCCGGAUUCCGAAUGAGUGGUCAAGGUGUUUGUUGCCCCUUGUGAGAGAUAAGAAGAUUAAAAUUGAAGGAUUUUGUAAAUUUGCUCCUGAAAUGUUGGGUAUUAUGGACACCAUUGCGUUAAAUGUGAGUGUCUACAUCAACAGUUCAAUGUUCCAGAAGCAUCAUCAAAAUUCAUUGAAAGCAGCUGCUAAUUCAAAUGAGGAAACAGUUGUUCAUCCGUUGCCAAAUUUAUUCAGGUUGCUUGGGAUAGCUCCUUUUAAAAAGGCUGAGUUCACUCCUGAUAAUUUGUACACAAGGAAGCGGUCUUUGGAUUCUACGGAAGGUCUACGCACCUCAUUGUUGAAUGCCAAGAAUGUAAAGAACUUGACAUCAGAUGUAGAUAAUGCUGAAGGUGAGGAAGGUGUAUCCGAUGCUGAUGUUGAUAGCAUUGUUGGAGUUGGAGACAGCUCUACGCUGGAGGAAAUGGAUCCGCCAAGCACCCUUCUUUGCAAACUCCGUCCCUAUCAGAAGCAGGCACUUCAUUGGAUGGUCCAGUUGGAGAGGGGACAAACCACUGAUGAGGCUGCUUCUACUCUUCACCCAUGUUGGGAAGCAUAUCGCCUGGCUGACAAGAGAGACCUUGUUGUCUACUUGAAUUCAUUUUCUGGUGAAGCAACUAUGGAAUUUCCGAGUACACUUCAAAUGGCUAGGGGAGGAAUUCUGGCAGAUGCAAUGGGUCUUGGAAAGACAGUCAUGACCAUAUCCCUUCUCCUGUCUAAUUCAGAGAGAGUUGGAUCACCUAGUAGCCAGUUGAGCCUUUCUUCUGGUGAAAGUACGGAGCUCAGUAAAGCCAUUGAUGCAUCUCCUGAUCCAACUAAGAAGGUUGCAAAGUUUCAGGGCAUUGACAAGCAGAUGAAAAAUGAGAAUGUUCUUAUGGAUGGUGGCAAUCUUAUUGUCUGUCCUAUGACACUCCUUAGCCAAUGGAAGGCAGAGAUAGAAACUCAUGCUCUGCCUGGUUCCCUCUCUGUUUAUGUUCAUUAUGGACAAGGUAGAUCAAAGGAUGCUAAACUCUUGGCUCAAAAUGAUGUUGUUCUCACCACCUAUGGAGUUCUAGCUUCAGAAUUUUCAUCUGAGAAUACUGAAGGCUGUGGUGCUCUUCAUUCUAUACGUUGGUUAAGAGUGGUGCUUGAUGAGGCACACACAAUUAAGUCCUCAAAAAGCCAAAUUUCUGUGGCUGCUAAUGCUUUAACAGCUUAUUCUAGAUGGUGUCUCACUGGCACUCCUAUCCAGAACAAUCUUGAGGACAUAUUUAGUCUUCUUCGAUUUUUAAAGGUGGAGCCAUGGGGAAAUUGGGCAUGGUGGAAUAAACUCGUUCAAAAGCCAUUUGACGAAGGUGAUGAAAGAGGAUUGAAACUAGUUCACUCCAUUUUAAGGCCAAUAAUGCUACGAAGAACAAAGUACAGUGUGGAUCGAGAUGGAAGGCCUAUUUUAGUCCUGCCUCCAGCCAAUAUCCAGGUGGUUUAUUGUGAGCUGACAGAAGCUGAAAAGGACUUUUAUGAGGCUUUGUUUAAAAAAUCUAAGGUGAAAUUUGAUCGAUUUGUGGAGCAAGGGCGGGUUUUGCAUAAUUACGCUUCCAUAUUAGAACUACUGUUACGACUUCGGCAAUGCUGUGAUCAUCCAUUUCUUGUCAUGAGUCGAGGUGAUACACAAGAUUAUGCUGACCUGGAUAAGCUUGCCAAACGAUUUCUUAGAGGUGGUCGUGGUACUGCUGAAGGUGAAGCAAAAGUUGUGCCAUCGAAAGCUUAUAUUCAAGAGGUUGUAGAUGAGCUCAAGAAUGGUGAGCAAGGAGAGUGUCCAAUAUGUCUUGAAGCUUUUGAAGAUGCAGUUUUGACUCCUUGUGCUCAUCGCUUAUGUCGGGAGUGCCUUUUGGCAAGUUGGCAAAAAUCUGCUUCGGGUUUAUGUCCGGUCUGCAGGAAAUCGGUGAACAAGCACGAUCUCAUCACAGCUCCAACUGACAGUAGAUUUCAAAUAGAUGUCGAGAAAAAUUGGGUUGAGUCUACGAAAAUUUCAUCAUUGUUGUGUGAAUUGGAAAAUUUACGAUCUUCAGGAUCCAAAAGCAUUGUCUUUAGCCAAUGGACUGCCUUUCUGGACCUGUUAGAGAUUCCUCUUGCUCGGAAUAACCUAUCUUUUCUUCGCCUUGAUGGAACUUUAAAUCAACAGCAACGUGAGAGAGUAUUAAAAAAGUUUUCUGAAGAUAGUGAUGUCAUGGUUUUGCUCAUGUCAUUAAAGGCUGGCGGAGUGGGAAUUAACCUAACAGCUGCUUCUAAUGCUUUUGUCCUGGAUCCAUGGUGGAAUCCGGCUGUUGAAGAACAAGCAGUCAUGCGCAUUCAUCGGAUUGGCCAAACUAAGCCUGUAUCAAUUAAAAGAUUCAUUAUCAAGGGAACGGUGGAGGAAAGAAUGGAGGCUGUACAGGCUAGAAAACAGAGGAUGAUUUCUGGUGCACUGACUGAUCAAGAAGUCCGAAGUGCACGCAUAGAAGAGUUGAAGAUGCUUUUCACUUAAAGACAAAAGCAAGAUUAUGGAGUGGCCGCACAUGCACUCAGUGCUCUUCAGGUUCCGUUUUUGGUGAUCUUAUGUGGAUGCACGAAACAUGCCCCUUAAUCUACCUUUACUCUUCCUGGGUACCUUAAAUUGGAGGUUUUGGUCAGACAUUAUUAUUGCUGUAGGAAAUUGAGGCUAUAGUUCUAAUCAACACCCACAGGAGAGGGAAUCUGUGCUGUUAAAGGCUGUUCGAUAUUGGGGUCUGAAUAUGGUUUUUAGAUGUAAAUUAUAUUGGCGGGGGGCUAUAAUUCGUGGUAUGUUUGGUGAUUCAUAGGGAAGGUUUACGGAAGCUGAUUUUUGUUGCAUAUGAGAUUGAGUCAGAUCAUUGCUUUAGUGGUUCGUACAUAUGAUGUAUAUUUCUGAUGAAAGAUUGUUAGAAGUCAAUGAAAUUCACUGUCAUGUUUAUUCUGUAAUUUCUGCUCUUGCUACUUUCUGUUUUUUUUUUUUUUCUUAAACACUCCUUGAUACUAAUUCAAACUCCAAAAGGGAAAUAUUGAGUAUAAUAGUUGAAAUGUCCUAUCAA